Molecule: messenger RNA, 4212 nt
Organism: Acipenser ruthenus (sterlet)
Lineage: Eukaryota; Metazoa; Chordata; Actinopteri; Acipenseriformes; Acipenseridae
Product: cyclic GMP-AMP synthase
Exons: 6
Coding region: 2393-3700 (435 amino acids)
Biological process (GO): DNA damage response; positive regulation of defense response to virus by host; paracrine signaling
Cellular component (GO): site of double-strand break; cytosol; nucleus
Molecular function (GO): chromatin binding; double-stranded DNA binding; 2',3'-cyclic GMP-AMP synthase activity
Source: RefSeq, a predicted model, not a curated record
AUAAAUGUCCAGAAAUCAGACUGAACCCUGGUGUCUGUUAUUGGGUUUGAGUGGGAGCUGUACAGUCUUAUGGUCUACCACACUGUAACACAAAUUCACAAGGGGGUGGUAAGGAUCAACAUGCAUCUGUAGGUACAGUACUCGCAGCUGAGUGAAAGCAUGUCUCAUGAUUGCAUAUCAUGGAAGUCACAUUACACUGGGCCUAAUUACAAUUUUUGAUCUGAAAAAUCUGCACUAGGAAUGGUUUCAAUUAAAAGUUGGAUUUCAUGUUACAUAGAGUGUAUCUACCCUCUUAAUCAGUCCAGUUAAACCAGCAGACCUCAUACUAUCUUUGAAACAGUCAAGAGAAUCUCAAAUUACAGCACUGAACUAUUUCAAGAAGCACACCGUGACAGAGAAAACAAAUUAAGCAAUUUAAACUGAAUCAAAAAAUAGUUAAACCAGUAGGUCAGCAACAUGCAACCACAGCAUCAGAGCCUUCAGGUAUAUCAACAGCAUUUCAGAAUAGUGAAAACAAGCAAUACAAUGUGUUUUGAUAUUCUCAAUAACUUGACAUUGGAUAAGCGGUGCUCCGGAUAGAUCCACAAGUGUAAGUGACAAAAAGAUCGAUGUACGGACAGACAGACUCCCCCCUAUGUCCCCCAUACGUUUCAUGAUGACAAUUGGAUUAGUGGUUCUUCAGAUGUAUUGCAUACAGUCCAUCUCUACUAGACCCCCAUCGCAGGGGAUUGCAUCUCCAGCGAGGGAUAAUACGAAUUACAGCAAUAUAUCCCAUAGUUCAGCUGCUUUGUAGUGUUCUACACCCAAGCGGUGUCCAGUCCAUGUAUCCCACCCACCAGUACUGAAACACACUACCUUCAGCACUGUGUUUACUUAAAAGGGGCAGCAGUGUGGAGUAGUGGUUAGGGCUCUGGACUCUUGACCGGAGGGUCGUGGGUUCAAUCCCUGGUGGGCAACACUGCUGCUGUACCCUUGUGCAAGGUACUUUACCUAGAUUGCUCCAGUAAAAAACCCAACUGUAUAAAUGGGUAAUUGUUUGUAAAAAUAAUGUGAUAUCUUGUAACAAUUGUAAGUCGCCCUGGAUAAGGGCGUCUGCUAAGAAAUAAAUAAUAAUAAUAAUAAAAGAGUAAUUCAACGUUUUACGUUUAUUGUUUAAAUAAUGUACCUGUAAUAUCUCACUUUAUUGUUAACAUCCUUUUUACACUUAAAACUUUAAAGUCUGUUUUAAAGCUCUUUUCAAAAUUGGCGCUCUAGUGCACUGGAGUUUGAGAUCUGUCCUCUAAGUCACUGCAAGAAGAGUGAUUUAAAAAAACCAUAACAAGUUCUCUGGCUUUUGUGUUCCGUACCACAUCAUGGAUUGUUUGAAAAGAUCUUUGAAACAGACUUUAAAGUUAUGAGUGGAUGUUAACAGUGAAAAGAAUAAUUACAGGUAUGUUAUUUAAGCAGUUGUAGCAACACCUGGAGACGUGUAACGGUAUAUUUUUCAGAACCCUGCUACUUACUCGUUUCCAGUGGAUCUCCUGUUCUCCAUUACUGAGCUUAUUCAUUAUGGAAAUGUUGUGGGUAUCUUUUGCUUUGACCUGUGAUCUAAAAUGGCUGCCAUACUGAGAUCCUGUGAGUUUUUGGUACUGAUUCUUACGGUCAAGCUCAAUAAUGGGUUAUUUAUCACACAAGAACAAUUCACCUUUCUGUGGCAGUAGUAGUAGUAGUCUUACUUCACAUUCAUUACACUUCAUUAUUAAAUUCUCAAAUUAUCUUUAAAUGAGCUGAGCAUUGUGCAAUAUCUAUUUUUAGGGUGGUUUUUUUACGGUUAAGAAUGUAGUUUUACAGAGUUCAUCAUGCUGUAACAUGUAAUGCUCGUUUUACAGCCUAAGCAGCAUUACUCUUGGACUACCUUACCUAAAGUAAAAUUCAGUUAGACUUUUUGUCUAACUGGGGCUCUGUGAAACCAGCCCCUAAGGAACCUUUAAGUUGUGUUACAGUGACAUUCACCAGGGAAGGCUGUAGCUACGAAUUACGGAGCCAAAGUUAAUAACCGUCUUAUGAUCCUGGAAUUGGGUACAAUGCAAGGAGCCUCCAGGUGCAUAUAAGACGUUACCCCUCAUGUACCCCCACCUACAGCCAGUCCUAUUAGAUCACAGAACUAACACAUUGUCGUUACCAGACAUGCUGCUGGGUUUGAGAGCUGGCAGAUCUCACUGCCUCCAGGAGUUUCAUUUCUACAACUGUGAUGUCAUUUCUGGGAAUUAGCUUGAGUAAACCCGGAUGCAGCUAUAAAGGAUCCCCUGGACCAACGAGAAGGAGUAGAGGAAGUGAAUCAAUGCUACACUGACAUCAGCAGUGAACACUAAGCAGUCUGCAGAUAAUACAGAUCACAGUGGGCAGACGAAAUAUGCAAAGGGUGACCCUCCCUCAGGACAGGGAGCUGAGGAGGAGGAUCAAGGCGAAGGCAAAGAGUCUGAAGCUGAAACGCAAUGACAUGAAUUGGUCGGCCGAGAUGGUAAACAACCUUGUAGAAAAGCUGAUGGAAUAUCUAAAAGAGAACAAGGAGGAGCCGUACUUCCGUGACGUCGCCAAGCUCACCACCGGCAGCUACUACGAGCUUGUAAAGACUAACAACCCGGACGAGUUUGAUGUGAUGCUGAUCCUGCCUACUCCCCGGAUUACCUGGACGGAGGUGUGUGGAUUAUCAGGACUGUUCUACAGGGUGUCUGUGUGUAGGCCCCCGCGCUCCCCUUUAAAGGACUUCCUGCUGGAGGAUGGUCUCACCAUCUCUGCAGUCCGGAUCCUGAAGGACAUGAGGAACCUCAUUAAGAAGUUCAUGCGAACUUACAAAGUUUCUGUCCCUGGCUGGCACUGGUCCCUGGAGAGGCAGAAUCCGGGCUGCCCUGCCAUCACCCUGUCUCUGCUCAAUAACAAGGCUGAGGUGGAUAUCUCUCUCGAUCUGGUUCCUGCCCUGGAGGUCCCCUCCUGUCAGGGCUGGCCCGAGGCCACCAAGAAGGGGCUAAAAAUUGAGGACUGGCUUGGCAAGAAAAGUAGACAAGCCUAUACCAGCCAGAGCUUCUACUUCGUACCCAAAAAACCAAAGGGCAGGGGUCUCAGCGAGGAAGCCAAGGAAAGCUGGAGGAUCUCGUUCUCUCACAUUGAAAAGCAAAUGAUAAAGAACCAUGGCAAGAACAAGACAUGCUGUGAGACUCCUGCUACCACCUGUUAUAGGAAGAUGUGUCUGCGGCUGCUGAAGUGUCUAAUCCAGUCCCUGAAGGAGCGUCACCCCGCGGAGCUCUCGCAUCUCUGCUCCUACCACGGCAAGACGGCCUUCCUGCACUCGCUGAGCCGGCGCUGCCUCGACUCGCUCUGGCAGGGGCAACUCGACCUCUGCUUCAUGCAGCUGCUCGACGACUUCAUCACCCACGUGGAGAAAGCGGACCUGCCGCACUUCUUCAUCAGCAACUGCAACCUGUUCAGCCCGCGGUGCUUCCCCAAGCGAAGCCUGGAGCUGCUGCGGGAGGAGCUGCUGGAGCAGAGGAGGCUGGGCCUGACCGUGUUCCAGCUCCCCUGUGCCGAAGAGGAACCAGCCCUCAUCCCAGCAGCUCCAGCCCCUCAGCAGGCGCUGUCCAACACCCUCCUCUUCGGCAUACUGCUUCUCCUGGGGGUUUUCCUAGCUGCAGUAGCCAGCCUCCCCCUGCAGGGGCCAGUAUAGAGAGACAGUAUCUGACAUGCCCCCCCCCCACACCUCCCCAUGCAUUGUUUAUAAAAUGACUUCACUUCUAUCGCUAUGUAAUAUCUGUCUAUAUUUGUAUCACGGCUCUUUUACAUGUGUUAACUUGUUGCAUGGUUAAGUUUUAAGCAGUGUGGAGUAGUGUUUAGGGCUCUGGACUCUUGACCGGAGGGUCGGGGGUUUAAUCCCAGGUGAGGGACACUGCUGCUGUACCCUUGAGCAAGGUACUUUACCUAGAUUGCUCCAGUAAAAACCCAACUGUAUAAAUGGGGGAUUGUAUGUAAAAAUAAUGUGAUAUCUUGUAACAAUUGUAAGUCGCCCUGGAUAAGGGCGUCUGCUAAGAAAUAAAUAAUAAUAAUAUGUAAUAUCUGUCUAUAUUUGUAUCACGGCUCUUUUGCAUCUGUUAACUUGUUGCAUGGUUAAGUUUUUUUCUUUCUUUCUCUCCAAUAAAUAAAUAAACUGACCAGACUUGGUUGAUGAAUAAACAGUUAAAC